Mercurialis annua (annual mercury) is the source of this 547-nucleotide messenger RNA. RefSeq names its product auxin-responsive protein SAUR21-like. The record is from RefSeq and is a predicted model, not a curated record. The transcript has a single exon. The coding region runs from base 150 to 434 and encodes 94 amino acids. Lineage: Eukaryota; Viridiplantae; Streptophyta; Magnoliopsida; Malpighiales; Euphorbiaceae. Gene Ontology annotation, biological process: response to auxin.
CCUACACAAACAUUGCAUGAUAUCCACACCAUUGCUUCAUCCAUCUAUAAAUACAUACGAACCAAUCCCAAAAUACUCAACCAUUCACAUUCUCUACUGCCAUUCAAUUGCUAAACCUCCAAGCUUUCUCAUUGCAUCAACAAACAAAAAUGGGUCUUCUUGCGAACCAAAUUUUCCGCCGAUCUCUCUCUGCAGCCAGAAAAUCAUCCUCGAGCUCCUUAAGUCAUGUCCCGAAAGGACAUAUAGCCGUUUAUGUUGGUGACUUCCAAAAGAAGAGAUUUGUGGUGCCAAUAUCAUACUUGAAUCAGCCUUCAUUCCAAGAUUUACUUAGCUUAGCUCAAGAGGAGUUUGGUUUCGAUCAUCCAAUGGGUGGUUUGACGAUUCCUUGCCGAGAAGAUACGUUCAACGAUGUCAUUUACAACUUGAGUAGAUAAAAAUAGUACUAAAAGAAAAUUUUGUAGAGUAGAAAAUACUAAUUCAAUGUAAAUACAUAUCAUUGUUAUGGGAAUCAACAAUUUUGUCUAAUGAAAAAAAUGCUUGGUAUUAA